AUGGACUCGUUCGGCGACACGUACAACAGAGACAGAGACAGAGACAGAGACAGAGACAGAGACAGAGACAGAGACAGAGACAGAGACAGAGACAGAGACAGAGAUAGAGACAGAGACGGAGACGGAGACGGAGACGGAGACGGAGACGGAGGAAACGACGGAGGCAGAGACGCAGAGCGAGAGAGCGGGAGAAGGGAUGAAGGGAGGGAGAACAAGAGAGAGACUGAAGGUUUGAGGGAGAUGGGCGAGAUUGGAAUCGGGCUCACCGGGAUGGGGCUCUUGUUCACGAUGCUGGGGGUAUUGCUAUUCUUCGACGGGGGCCUCCUCGCCGUUGGAAAUCUGUUAUUUCUAGCCGGCACAUCUUUGAUUCUUGGGUUUUCUCGUAUGAAACACUUGUUUCUCAAGAAGGAGAAGCUAAGGGGAACCGUUCUCUUCUUUCUCGGCCUUCUCCUUGUCAUUUUCAAAUGGCCCAAGAUAGGCUUCUUCAUGGAGGCUUUUGGAUUCAUGAAUCUCUUUGGAAAUUUCAUCCCGCAUGUCAUCAUAGUUGCCCGACACACCCCGUUUGUGAAAAAUAUCUUCGAGCUUCCGGGCUGCGGACUAUCUACAAAAGGGAUCGAGCUCUUCAAAACAAGCUAA
Messenger RNA from Guillardia theta CCMP2712, 636 nucleotides. RefSeq lists its product as hypothetical. The coding region runs from base 1 to 636 and encodes 211 amino acids. The record is from RefSeq and is a predicted model, not a curated record. NCBI's taxonomy places the organism in Eukaryota, Cryptophyceae, Pyrenomonadales, Geminigeraceae. The transcript has 7 exons. Gene Ontology annotation, biological process: endoplasmic reticulum to Golgi vesicle-mediated transport; retrograde transport, endosome to Golgi.